GCUUGGCCCAUUUAUCGCGACGGCCGACCUUCCUGCUGCUGCUGUUUUCGUACUUGUUUUUGGCGCUCAUCUCCACUCCCCGCAUUCGGAGCGGCUCUAUAGUGCAUACUUGUACAACAGCUGGCGGCAGUCGCACAGAGCAGCCCGACAGGUUUUGCGCUUAUACGGCCUGAAAUCCGCCUGCUCCAAAUCGCGCGUAGCUGCGCUUCGCCGUCGAAGAGCGAAGAUGUCGGUGUCGGCAGCCUCCAUCCGGCGCUCCAACCUGGGCGAGGGACCUCACUGGGACCCUGCAUCCAAGACGCUCCUCCACGUUGACGCUCCCGUGGGAGACCUGUGCCGGCUGGAUGUCGUCACGCGGGAUACGUCGGGCAUCCACUUCGACGGGCUGGUCACCAUCGCUAUUCCGUACAAAUCCGACCCGAACCUGAACGUCAUCACGCUGAACAGAGAAGUCCGCAAGUUUGACUGGACCACAUCUCAGUCCGAAGUGCUCACAGAGGUGGACAGCGACAAGCCGAAAAACAAAUUCAAUGACGGAAAGUGUGACGUCACCGGUCGGCUCUGGGCAGGAACGAUGGGUGAGCACCAGGACGAACACAUGAUCGACAAGGAGAACGGUUCGCUCUUCAGCAUCGACCCUGCCACGCUGAAUGUGACCAGCCACGUGACCAAAAUGAACAUAUCCAACGGCAUGACCUGGUCGCCGGACAAUCGAAGCAUGUUCUACAUCGACUCGUUCACGCGUAGUGUGUACUCGUUCGGCUUCGAUGCCACCAGUGGGCAGCUGUCAAACAGGCAAGUCCUGGUGGACUUCAACGUUAAGGAAGAGUACAAAGACUGUGGAUACCCCGAUGGAAUGACAGUGGACACCAACGGCAAGUUGUGGGUUGCAUGUUACGCUGCGGGCAGAGUAAUCAACAUCGAUCCCGAAACAGGCAAGCUGCUCCGGAGCGUUCUGCUGCCGGCGUCAAAGACCACGUCGUGCUGCUUUGGGGGCGAUAACUACGACGAGUUGUACGUCACCUCUGCCUGGAAGGGGCUGACGCCGGACCAGCUUCGCGCCGAACCCCUGGCGGGAUCGGUCUUCAAAGUCACCUGUUUGGGAGCCAAGGGUUUCGAGGCGCACGCCUUCAACCGCUAAACGAACAUGUGCACAAGUUUUGAAAUACUAGGUAGAUACAUAAUCUUAGGACAAUGGCUGAGUGAUCAGCCUAAAUAAAUGCUUUCUUGCCAUA
This is a messenger RNA of Dermacentor silvarum, 1235 nucleotides long. Its product is annotated as regucalcin. Gene Ontology annotation, biological process: L-ascorbic acid biosynthetic process. The transcript is spliced from 5 exons. The coding region runs from base 227 to 1141 and encodes 304 amino acids. The record is from RefSeq and is a predicted model, not a curated record. Gene Ontology annotation, molecular function: gluconolactonase activity; enzyme regulator activity; calcium ion binding. Lineage: Eukaryota; Metazoa; Arthropoda; Arachnida; Ixodida; Ixodidae.